This is a messenger RNA of Lolium perenne, 1615 nucleotides long. Its product is annotated as protein HEAT INTOLERANT 4. NCBI's taxonomy places the organism in Eukaryota, Viridiplantae, Streptophyta, Magnoliopsida, Poales, Poaceae. Gene Ontology annotation, biological process: regulation of cellular response to heat. The record is from RefSeq and is a predicted model, not a curated record.
GGGCAACCCACGCGACUCGGCCCGCGCCGCCACCGCCGUCGCUCCUCCGCUUCAAAUUUGCAUCGCGUCGAUUUCACGCGCCGCUUCCCCCAAAUCCAACCUCUCCCCGACGCAUAAAUACCAAAUCCCCAAAUCCCAAAUCCGAAUCCAGCCCAAACCCUAACCCUAGCAGCAGCAACCGAGAUGGCGCGUGCAAGGGGCAAGAAGCGCGCGGCUGCUGCUGCCGCGGACGCCGGCGGCUCCAGCCGGACGGACCCGGCGGCGGCGCGGGGCCGGCCGAAGCGCGCCAGGACGGAGCCCAAGCCCAAGCCCGAGCCGGAGUACUUCCCCGAGCCGCGGAACCUGGAGGAUCUUUGGUUGUCGGCUUUCCCUAUUGGGACUGAGUGGGAAAAUAUCGAUAAGAUCAAGGAGUUCAACUGGAACUUUGAAAAUUUAGAGAAAGCUCUAGAAGAGGGGGGCAAGCUUUAUGGGAAGACGGUUUACGUAUUUGGCAGCACUGAGCCUCAACUAUUGGAUGUCAAUGGCGAAUCGAAGAUAGUACUUAUUCCUAUUGUUGUUGCUGUUGAUUGCCCCUUCCCUCCGUCAGAUAAAAUUGGUAUAAAUUCUGUCCAAAGGGAAAAUGAAGAAAUCGUACCAAUGAGGGCUAUGAAGAUGGCCUGGGUGCCCUAUGUUCCACUGAAGGACAGGCUCAGCAGGAUGGAAAGUUUGAAAACAAAAAUAUUUACUCUUGGCUGCACCCAGCGAAGGUCUGCGCUGAAGCAUCUCAAAACUGAGAGAGUCAAGAAGUUCGACUACUGCAUGCCUUAUUACAUGCCUCUUAGUCCCCCAGAAGAUGAAGAUGAUACUGUUGUCAACAUCAUGUAUCCGCUAGAACCUCCGAUUGUUUGUGACUUUGACUGGGAAAUGGAUGAUUAUGAGGAUUUCAUUGAUGAGAAAGUUAAAGACGAGGUUCUGCCAGAGGACGAGAAAGAAAAAUUCAAGGACUUCAUAAAGGAGAGAGUUAGAGAAAGGAAGAGAGAGCUGAAGCAGGCCAAAGAAGCCAGAAAGAAAGCCAUCGAUGACUUGGAUCCCAAGUUGAAAGAGGCAAUGCAGAAUAUCAGGUUUUACAAGUUCUACCCUGUAAAAACCGAGGAUACUCCUGAUGUAAGCAAAGUACAGGCGAAGUACAUCAACAGAUACUACCGCCAAGCACAUGAACUGCUGUGAUGUGCAACCUCACACAUUCUGUGAGCACGGUCAAGCAUUAAGCUAGCUAUCCAGCCUGAAAGGAUAGCACUGAAAAUUUUGGAAGAUGGAGGAGAUCUGCUUGGUUGGGCAUACUCAGUUCUUGUCUCUUGCUGGGAUAGCGGAUAAGUUGGUUGUGCCGGUAGACUCCCUCCAAUCCUUAGAGCAUCUCUUCCCUCGGCAUUCUCGUCUGUAUUGUGAUAUGUAACAUUCUGGGAGGUUGUUGUAGACGGUAGGUCUUGUAAGUGCAGAACAAGUAUUGUAGGAACGGUUUGUUCCCUUGUUUUAUUCCCUCCAGUAUAGCUUAUGCUCUAUUACUGUUUGGUUACCUUCGGUGAGUUGAUCGGAAUGCUAUUUUGAAAAGAAUCGCGUGCCUAUAUAUUUUGAUGUA